AUGUUUCUGGUAGAGCAAGGUGCGAAUCUGCAUAUACAGAACCAAGGCGGUUUCACUCUUGUACACUCCGCUGCUAGCAAUGGCAUGGUGGACGUCCUCAAAGCCGUGCUGGCGCGAGGACUUGACAUCAACGCGUUGGAUUGGAAUUGGCGAUGGUCUGCUCUGCAUCGUGCCUCAUCCGUGGGAGAUAUGCAUAUGGCAGAAACACUAUUAGCACUUGGUGCAGAUGUCCAGGUGCGUAACAAGGCUGGUGUCAAGUUUUUAUGCUUUGCUCGGACGGAACCAAUGAUGAGGCUUCUCAUGGCGCAUGGGGCGGACGUUAACUAUUAUUCAAAUAAGAGCAAAGUGACACAAUUGCAUACAUUAGCCUUUUCCAAUCCAUUCGGCGACAAAGAGAGGCAUUUCAUUGAAUUUCUUCUCAAGCUGGGAGCCGAUGUAGACGCUUUGGCGGAGGACGGCAAGACACCACUAAGGUUUGCUGCUACCGCUGCACAACCUGACGCUAUGCAGUUACUUUUAGCAGCCGGCGCGGACCCUAACAAGCGUGACUAUAAUGGCUGGACGCCGCUUAUGCAUGUGUGCCAGUACAGCCGCGAUAUCAACAGAAUUCGACUUUUGCUCGAGGCUGGCGCCAAUCCGAAUGCUUCGUCAAUGACUUGGAUUUCAGGGGGGUCGGCGCCAAUCUCACCACUCUUGAUUGUAGCUCGAUUCCCAGACCGCGCAUGCAACAAAUCUGAGGCUAUGAAGUUGUUACUCGAAGCAGGUGCAGAUAUGCGGCACGAAGCGAAUCGACUGUACGAAUAUAAAAAGGCACAGAUAAAGCUAGUGUUGCGUGGCAUUGGCUAUACGGUAGCGUAACGAGGCCUGCUAAUUUAGGCAAGCAGUCUGAAUAGAACCAAAAUAGACUUUAUAAAAGAAUGCCAAGGUGCAUACAACAACCUGAUUCAUGGUUCCAAGGUAGGCUAAGCCCAGA
This is a messenger RNA of [Torrubiella] hemipterigena, 973 nucleotides long. Lineage: Eukaryota; Fungi; Ascomycota; Sordariomycetes; Hypocreales; Clavicipitaceae. The record is from the annotation of a GenBank genome assembly.